CCCCGCCCGGAGCUCGGAUCCCGGGACAGAGUCCGGACGAAGCGGACCAGGAGGAGACGCCGAGGCGAGGAGGCGCCGCGCCCGCCCGGCUCCCCGAUCCCCGCACGGCGGCCGCAGAUCCUUGGCAACCAGUACAAGAUUGUGUUGAUAUCACGUGGAGGAGGGAGUGCUCAUCUUGCUCAGGAACUAACAACUUGCAGAGCCAGAAGCCAAGGCAAAAUUGGAUCAUACAAAUGAGAUCAAAAUGGGAAAACCCAGACUUGUUUAAGUGAGCCAGCUUUAGUGAAGUGAGGCAUUUGGCACAUCAGAGACACUGUCUUUCAUGGGACUUCCUUUAUGAACAGCUUCCCUAAAACACUUUUAUGCACAUUGUGCUUCAAUCAAGUCCCCAAAGAACAGAUUUGUCUUCUCAUCUGCUGGACAUUUUAAGGUGUGAUCUUACCAUAGAUGACCCAUCAAAAGGUCCUUGCAGCCACUGGCCAUUCCUGGGUGCUGGAUUAAGACAUCAAGAUUACACUAAUCCAAUGAUAUCCAAGGGGAUCCUCCACUCAGCUGUCAAAACACUUCUGCUCCCCAAGAUGCUUCUAACUCAAUGGUAGAUGCAGGUGGAUUUGGGAGCAUCACCCAACAUCCCCAGGGGCUUCCUCAGAUGAUGGCUACAGCAGCUGAUGGUUUGGGGAGUAUAGCAAUAGACACCACCCAGCUCAACAUGUCUGUCACCGAUCCCACUGCUUGGGCCACAGCCAUGAAUAACUUGGGCAUGGUUCCCGUGGGGUUGCCUGGACAGCAGCUUGUGUCUGACUCAAUCUGUGUCCCGGGCUUUGAUCCAAGCCUCAACAUGAUGACUGGAAUCACCCCAAUUAACCCAAUGAUACCAGGCCUGGGGCUGGUACCACCUCCACCCCCAGCAGAAGUGGCUGUUGUUAAAGAAAUAAUCCACUGCAAAAGUUGUACUCUUUUUCCUCAGAACCCAAAUCUCCCACCUCCUUCCACAAGAGAACGACCUCCUGGGUGUAAGACUGUGUUUGUCGGAGGAUUACCAGAAAAUGCUACAGAGGAAAUUAUUCAAGAAGUCUUUGAGCAGUGUGGUGAUAUUACAGCAAUCCGAAAGAGCAAGAAGAAUUUUUGUCACAUUCGCUUUGCAGAGGAAUUCAUGGUUGAUAAAGCCAUUUACCUUUCUGGUUACCGAAUGCGAUUAGGGUCUAGCACAGACAAGAAGGAUUCAGGCCGCCUUCAUGUCGACUUUGCACAGGCCAGAGAUGACUUCUACGAGUGGGAAUGCAAGCAGAGGAUGCGUGCCAGGGAAGAGCGGCACAGGCGCAAACUGGAGGAGGACCGGCUGCGGCCACCCUCCCCGCCAACCAUCAUGCACUACUCGGAGCAUGAAGCUGCCCUGCUGGCGGAGAAGCUGAAAGAUGACAGCAAGUUUUCUGAGGCUAUCACAGUGCUACUUUCCUGGAUAGAACGAGGAGAAGUGAACCGGCGCUCUGCAAACCAGUUCUACUCCAUGGUGCAGUCAGCCAACAGCCAUGUCCGCAGGCUCAUGAAUGAGAAAGCAACCCAUGAGCAAGAGAUGGAGGAGGCCAAGGAGAACUUUAAAAAUGCCUUAACUGGGAUCCUCACUCAAUUUGAGCAGAUUGUGGCCGUUUUCAACGCUUCUACCAGACAAAAAGCUUGGGACCAUUUCUCGAAAGCUCAGCGCAAGAACAUAGACAUUUGGCGAAAGCACUCUGAGGAGCUCCGGAAUGCUCAAAGUGAGCAGCUCAUGGGCAUCCGCCGUGAGGAAGAAAUGGAAAUGUCUGAUGAUGAGAAUUGUGACAGCCCAACCAAAAAAAUGAGAGUGGAUGAAUCAGCCCUGGCCGCUCAGGCCUAUGCUCUUAAAGAAGAGAAUGACAGUCUGCGUUGGCAACUGGAUGCCUACAGGAACGAGGUGGAGCUGCUAAAGCAAGAAAAAGAACAGCUCUUCCGAACAGAGGAGCACCUCACAAAGGACCAACAGCUACAGUUCCUACAGCAAACCAUGCAAGGCAUGCAGCAGCAAUUGCUGACCAUCCAGGAAGAGUUAAACAGCAAAAAGUCAGAACUGGAGCAAGCGAAGGAAGAGCAGUCCCACACACAAGCACUGCUGAAAGUCCUCCAGGAGCAAUUAAAAGGUACCAAGGAAUUAGUGGAGACGAAUGGCCACAGCCACGAGGAUGCAAAUGAAAUCAAUGUGUUGACAGUUGCAUUGGUUAAUCAAGACCGAGAGAACAAUAUGGAGAAAAGAAGCCAGGGUUUAAAAUCAGAGAAAGAAGCUCUGCUAAUAGGCAUCAUAUCAACGUUUCUUCAUGUCCACCCUUUCGGAGCUAAUAUAGAGUACCUGUGGUCGUACAUGCAGCAGUUGGACUCCAAGAUAUCUGCCAACGAAAUUGAAAUGCUUCUGAUGAGGCUGCCGCGCAUGUUCAAACAGGAAUUCACUGGUGUGGGAGCAACGCUGGAAAAGAGAUGGAAGUUGUGUGCCUUUGAAGGAAUUAAAACUACCUAGCUGUGAAGAAUAAGAAAAUUCUGGAAAUGAAACCAUCUGAAGUUGGCUGGGGUUGUGCAGUAUAAAAGCAGGAGGAUUAGGUUUGGUCAGUGUGGCACCUGUGCAAAGCCACCAUGGUUUAGUGACAUCCCAUGGUAUUUUUCUUGUGAGUGGAAAUGUAAUUGUGUAACAGUUCCUCCAACAAAACAAAGCUUCAUACUGUGACAGAUCUGUUUCCUAUGAAUACCAAGCAGUGAUUCCACAGUCAUAAUGAUGGCAACAUCUUAAAAUAGUCUGCAUUUGAGAAUAGCUCACCAAGCAAAAUAUUUAAAGUUAAUGAUGUUAUUGCAAUGAUGGUUGCUAGGCUACAGAGUUGUAUAUGUAAUGUAUAGCUGAAAUCAUUAAAUAACAUUUUCCUGAAAGUCUUUGUGUUUUAGUUAAAAAAAAAUAAAAAUCAAAAAAGUAAUUUUACA
This is a messenger RNA of Jaculus jaculus (lesser Egyptian jerboa), 2976 nucleotides long. It is a transcript of the gene Enox1, whose product is annotated as ecto-NOX disulfide-thiol exchanger 1. Bases 593 to 2524 code for a protein of 643 amino acids. Gene Ontology annotation, molecular function: RNA binding; protein-disulfide reductase activity. Gene Ontology annotation, cellular component: plasma membrane; external side of plasma membrane. The record is from RefSeq and is a predicted model, not a curated record. The transcript is spliced from 19 exons. Gene Ontology annotation, biological process: ultradian rhythm. NCBI's taxonomy places the organism in Eukaryota, Metazoa, Chordata, Mammalia, Rodentia, Dipodidae.